Messenger RNA from Cantharellus anzutake, 636 nucleotides. RefSeq lists its product as uncharacterized. The transcript has 2 exons. The record is from RefSeq and is a predicted model, not a curated record. The coding region runs from base 1 to 636 and encodes 211 amino acids. NCBI's taxonomy places the organism in Eukaryota, Fungi, Basidiomycota, Agaricomycetes, Cantharellales, Hydnaceae.
AUGUCUUCUUCACAGUACAAGUUUCUGUACAACCCAAUUUUACCCUCCGAGGAGGAGAUCGUUGCCCACUGCGUGGAGCUCAGCCUCCCCCACGGAACCCCCAUCGCCGAUCCUUCUGCUAACUUGGUCAUUGCCUGGAUCAAAUGUGGUCCCAAUGUUGCCAUCGACGAGGCAUGCAUGCAGCAUUGGACUGCCAAUGCUCUCCAUGUGGCUGGUGUCUCAGACAUACAAGCUGCUCACGUAUUCCAUGCGUUUACGGCAGACUACUACAGGUGCUCAAUUGGAUACAUUGCAAUGGAGUACAUCAGUGGUAUAGACUGUGACUCAAAUGAUGCCAACCUAGCUGCAAAAGCUGUCCAGGCAUUAAUCGGCCUCCGAGCUCCACCAACCACGACACUCAGACACAUCGGCAGCAGCACGAGGUCCAUUGUUCACUCCUUCUUUCCCAAGUGGCUUCCCAACGUCGAUUACCGAACCGACCAGGACUUCUAUGCUCAUAUUCACAAUAUCUUUGAAUUCCUGCGCAUCAAAUUCUGCGGCGAUAUAUCGAGUCACAGUGAAGGAGAGAACGAAGGAAGGUCAGUUGGGAGGUUCAAACAAGACCACCACCAAGCUGUUCCCUGGUUCUUUAGUUAG